Leishmania mexicana MHOM/GT/2001/U1103 is the source of this 2241-nucleotide messenger RNA. Its product is annotated as putative beta-adaptin. Gene Ontology annotation, molecular function: clathrin binding. Bases 1 to 2241 code for a protein of 746 amino acids. NCBI's taxonomy places the organism in Eukaryota, Euglenozoa, Kinetoplastea, Trypanosomatida, Trypanosomatidae. Gene Ontology annotation, cellular component: membrane coat. Gene Ontology annotation, biological process: intracellular protein transport; vesicle-mediated transport. The record is from RefSeq and is a predicted model, not a curated record. The transcript has a single exon.
AUGGAGAACUUUCUGCGCAAGGCGCGCGAGAGAAUUCAGCGCAAAUUGGAGGAUACAAAGACGGGAUCCAAGUACUUUGCGCAGACGCGCCGCGGCGAAACUGCAGAGCUGCAGAAUGACCUCAACGGCACCGACAGCUAUCGCAAAAAGGCCGCGGUGAAGCGCAUCAUCGCCAACAUGACGAUGGGGCGCGACGUGAGCUACCUCUUUGUCGACGUCGUGAAGCUGACUCCAUCGACAGAUCUGGAGCUCAAGAAGCUGGUCUAUUUGUAUGUGCUCAGCACGGCGCGCCUGCAGCCGGAGAAGGCGUUGCUGGCCGUCAACACGUUCUUGCAGGACACCACGAGCAGCUCCCCCGUUGUGCGGGCGCUUGCGGUGCGGACGAUGAUGUGCAUCCGGGUGUCCUCGGUGCUCGAAUACACGCUGGAGCCUCUGCGCCGCGCCGUGGCAGAUCCGGACCCGUACGUGCGCAAGACUGCCGCCAUGGGCCUCGGCAAGCUGUUUCACAAUGACAUGAACCUCUUUUACCAGCAGGACUUCAAGAAGGACUUAGUGGAGCUGCUCAACGACAACAACCCAAUCGUCGCAUCCAACGCCGCAGCAAUCGUGUGCGAGGUGAACGACUACGGCAGCGAGAAGAUUGAGAGUAGCAACGAAUGGGUGAAUCGACUUGUCUACCACCUGCCAGAGUGCAAUGAAUGGGGGCAACAGUACAUCCUUGACCUACUGGCGGCCCAGCGUCCUAGCGACAAGGAGAGCGCCGAGACUCUGCUGACACGCGUUCUGCCGCGGAUGAGCCACCAGAACCCGGCGGUGGUGAUGGGGGCGAUCAAGGUAGUUGCCAACCUGGCGAGUCGGUGCUCGCAGGAGCUGAUUGAGCGCUGCACUGUGCGCGUCAACACCGCCCUCCUAACGCUGGCGAAGCGCGAUGCUGAGACACAGUACAUUGUCUGCAAGAAUAUUCACGCACUGCUGGUUAUCUUUCCGAAUCUGCUGCGCGCCAACCUAGAUGCCUUCUACGUGCGCUACAGUGACCCACCGUUCGUUAAGUUGGAGAAGCUGCGCCUCCUGUUGAAGCUUGCCACGCCGUCCGUGGCGCCAGAGAUCGUCAAGGAGUUCGCCGAGUACGCCUCGGGGGUGGACAUGGUGUUUGUAGUCGAGGUGGUGCAUGCCAUCGCCUCGCUCGCCAUCAAGGUAGAUUCCAUGGCGCCUGACUGCGCAAACCUUCUCAUGCAGCUAGUGGAUCGGCGGCCAGAGCUGCUGCCUCAUGUGGUGACAGCCGCAAAGGAUAUUGUGCGCAAGUACCCAGAACUACUCAUGUUGGAUGCAUUAGUGACCGACUACGGCGCUGACGAGGUCGUAGAGGAGGAGGCGAAGGUGUCGCUGCUGUGGAUGCUGGGCGAGUACUGCGACUUUAUCGAAAACGGCAAGGACAUUAUUCAGCGCUUUAUCGACACCAUUAUGGAGCACGAGCAGCGCGUGCAGCUCGCAAUCCUGAGCGCGGCGGUGAAGAUGUUUCUACGAGACCCGAAGACGAUGGAGCCGCAGCUGAAUCGCGUGCUGGAAAUCGUGACGACGCACAGCGACGACGCCGAUCUGCGUGACCGCGCCUUUGCCUACUGGCGUCUGCUCUCCAAGGGUAUCACUGUGGAGCAGAUGAAAAAGGUGGUACAUGGGCAAAUGGUGCCUGUGAACAUCGACCACACCUUCAGCGAUGCCAUGACCAUGGCGGACCUAAAGAAGUCCCUCAACACUGCCGCCAUUGUGUUCGCUCGCCCGUACCAGUCGUUUCUCCCUCCCUACGGGCUGACCGAAGUGGAACUGGACGAGGACGACACAGAAGACGACGGUGUGGUGGAGCUGCAACCGGCAGAGUCGAUGGAAACUCAGGAUGUGGCACCAGCGCCCGACGCUGCAGGGGCAGAGUACGAUAUAUUUGAGUUCUCAGGCGAUGGGACCGGGGCGCCUCACCCAGUGGCGAGUGGCAGCAACGGCGGUCAGCAUGCAGAUCCUUUUGGUGACCUGUUCAGCGCCUCGCCUUCCACCGUCGAGGCCUCCUCGCCAGCCUUUCAGGCCGCGUCAGGGUCGCAGGCGCCAGCAUCACCGCCAAACACAGCGAGUGCCAUCGAGGACUUGUUUGGAAACGGUAUGGGAAGCGGAAGCCAAACAGCUCCAGCGCCAAUCUUUGCCGCGCCGCAGUCCGCCGGUAGAGGCACGCAGCUGAAAGAUCUUUUUUCCUAA